Molecule: messenger RNA, 1685 nt
Organism: Punica granatum (pomegranate)
Lineage: Eukaryota; Viridiplantae; Streptophyta; Magnoliopsida; Myrtales; Lythraceae
Source: RefSeq, a predicted model, not a curated record
UUCUUGCAUUUCCCUAGGAGCAAAAACAUUUUUGCAAAAUUAUUAAAUACAAGCAACAUUUUUUUUUUCCGUGUAAGGAAAUCUUCCGACCGACCGACCGUUUUUCCGUCACGAGGCAGAGGGCUCGCCCCAUUUUUCACUCCAAAUCUUUGAAUUCCCGUCAACUGUCAGAACCAUUUUUUUUUUUUCCCGCGAGAAUGGUUCUGUUUCUUUGCAACUCUGCCCACGGACCCGUACUUUCCUUUCUGUCCCUUUUCCUUGUUCUUGCAACCUUGGAAGCCAAGCCGACCAUUCCUUCUUCAAGUCAGAGCCCGACGCACACGAAAUUUCUUCCUCCAAAUCCUCAGGGGAAGGUCUCUGUAUAAAUUUGGGCCCCAUUCAGGAGGAUGCACAGAAGCCAUUGUCUGUUUUGAUGCCGAUGCAGAGGCUUAGAAGUUUCAAGAUUUUAUGCCCUUUUCCCCUUCCCUGGAGAAGCCCGGUCCUGUCUUCUCGUGGUGGCUCUUCGGUUCCCUUUGUGGGCAUUCCUCAAUCUUCCAGCAGGAUCCGUUCUUUGAAUGGUUCUGUUCCAGAUGUUCCAUUCAUGGCCCGGGAAUUCUACACGAGCUCAGCAUCAGUUGCGAAGCAAGAGGAGACUGGACCUGUCGUUGAGCAGAUUCAAAUGCUCAAGGCAGUUGAGGAUGUGCAUGGAGGAGUCAUCGUGGAAAUGGAGGAAUCUAUGGACUCUGACUCCUUCGUGCCCUUGCUUCGUGAUUCCUUGUCCAAAUGGAGGUUGAUGGGGAAGAGAGGUGUCUGGAUCAAACUGUCCAUUGAAAAUGCACAUCUCGUCGCAUCUGCUGUGGAGGAAGGCUUCAGGUACCACCAUGCCGAACCUGACUACUUAAUGCUCGUCCAUUGGCUCCCAAGAACCACUGAUACUCUUCCAGCUAACGCUUCUCAUCGUGUGGGCAUAGGAGCUUUCGUCAUGAAUGAUAAGAAAGAGGUACUUGUAGUACAGGAGAAGUAUGGCAAAUUUAAAGAUAUAGGCCUGUGGAAGCUCCCCACGGGAGUGGUUAACGAGGGUGAGGACAUUCACUUAGCAGCAAUAAGAGAAGUCAAGGAAGAGACAGGAGUAGAGACCGAGUUUGUAGAAAUUUUAGCCUUCAGGCAGACCCACAAUGCGUUCUUUACAAAGUCGGACCUGUUCUUUGUUUGCAUGCUCAAACCCCGCUCAUCCUACAUCCAGAAGCAAAAUCUGGAGAUUGACGCUGCCCAGUGGAUGCCGAUUGAGGAAUACUCAGCUCAACCAUUCAUGCUUAAAAACGAGCACUUCAAGUUCGUGGCAAGCAUAUGUCAGGCAAGAACAGACACGGCCAAGGAAUACAGAGGUUUCGCUGCCAUUCCCACCACUACCGGCUCUGGCAGACUCACUCACCUGUACUGCAACACUGACAAGCUCAAACUUACGCUUUAGAGAAAUUAAACUACAAACAAAAGCUGUGAUUAUGGUCUGAAAAUAUACUAAAUUCUUUCUUUCUUUGUUAUUUAUUUGUCACUGUGAAAAGGUUUAGCGUUUCAAGGAAAGGUCUGAUUUCCGUUAAUAAUAAUGGUGCAAUAGUCAAUCAUGUACAAAUAAUUAUCUUCUGUCAUCAACCAGAUGUAUGAGAUGAUUCUCCUGAAACAAACUGAUUGUCUCAUCUUUGCCGACA